CGGGGCUGCAGUCACAAUACCCCGAAAGAGGUCCUUACUCCCUUUCAGGGCUGCAGGUCACAAUACCCUGAAAAGGUCCCUACUCCCCCUCAGGGCUGCAGGUCACAAUACCCUGAAAAGGUCCCUACUCCCCCUCAGGGCUGCAGGUCACAAUACCCUGAAAGAGGUUCCUAGUCCUAUGGCUAAGGGAGUUUAGACUCAUGGUUACCAUGGUAACCCAUCAAUUCUGUGAGUCUAUGGGGCCAAGAGUGCCUGUAAGGGAGCACUUCAUCCCAACCCAAAGUUUAUUUCUGUAUUUUAAUUAGACAGAUCAAAAUUGUAGACUAACUCAUUACUACAAUUAUGUAGUCCUUGGGAUUAGACAAGGCUAAACAGUUCAUUCAGUGUCUUUGAUGCAUGUAAACUGCAUAAAAUUAAUACCAACAGCACUGGUUGCUAACAGUAACAAAAAAUAGCUCAUAACUGUAACGUGUUGUAGAAAGAGAUAUCAAUACAUAUUGCUGUGAAUCUGAAAAUUAGAAACAUGAACAGUGGCUGUACAUAGGAAAGCUAGUCAAUGAUCCCUAACAUGGGGGCCAAAGGCCCAGCUUAACAGCUUAAGUAAGAUAUAUUACAACUAUUCGCAAAUUCAUAAGCAUUGUGUAAUACUAGUGUUAAUUUGGGUGUGACAUGCUUAAACCAUAGGGUGGGAGGGAGGGAAAAACACAUUGUAGAACAAGACAAAUACAGUUGCUAGCUCGCAGCGAAUGAAUGAAUGAACACACAACUCGUGCUCGAUGUCUGAGGAUUGAUUGACAGUGAAAUACCAGCCGAUUCUGAUUGGCUCAGCGAACAGUUUGCGUUACAAAUGCAUGUGAUCACGCUAAACUUUGGACUGUGAAACCCUACCCCAUACCUUAAAGCAUGUCACACAACCGGCACGUAAUCUCUCAUGGUUGUCCCAUUAACUUAAAUUUAUGAGGACAUAAAUUGGUCUUUAAUGCUCCCAACCCAUGAGAAAUAAGAACACAACAACAAUAUGUGGGGUAAGGGGUUGGGAAUGAAGUACUCAAUAGCAGGCCGGUGGAACUAAAUGCCAUCAAUAGAUAAAUCACUAAUCUGGCUUGGUAAGGGGGUCAAAGCCCCUCCUCUCCGGGGAUGCAGGUCACAAACCCCUGGGAGAGGUUCCUAAUCCUCUUCGGGGCUGCAGUCACAAUACCCCGAAAGAGGUCCUUACUCCCUUUCAGGGCUGCAGGUCACAAUACCCUGAAAAGGUCCCUA
Porites lobata is the source of this 1260-nucleotide messenger RNA. NCBI's taxonomy places the organism in Eukaryota, Metazoa, Cnidaria, Anthozoa, Scleractinia, Poritidae. The record is from the annotation of a GenBank genome assembly.